Molecule: messenger RNA, 2677 nt
Organism: Paecilomyces variotii
Lineage: Eukaryota; Fungi; Ascomycota; Eurotiomycetes; Eurotiales; Thermoascaceae
Product: mRNA cap methyltransferase
Exons: 3
Coding region: 270-2345 (691 amino acids)
Biological process (GO): 7-methylguanosine mRNA capping
Cellular component (GO): nucleus
Molecular function (GO): mRNA 5'-cap (guanine-N7-)-methyltransferase activity
Source: RefSeq, a predicted model, not a curated record
ACCCAGCAGGAUAUCGAUCCCCAUCCCAUUUGGUCGCCGUAAUGGCUUCUAUUAUUAUCCCUAUUAUUAUCAUUAUAAGUUCUUUAUCAUCGUAGACCAGCCCAACCAACUGGCGACCAGAUCCGGCAAGGCCAGAGAUCGGACGUGCUAGACCGAAUCGGGGAAUCGACGACACGAGCCGUGAGAAGCUCCAAGGAUGGUUCAAGGCCGCAGGCAGUGUUCGCUCUGAGAAGAACCAAGAGCGACAGAGAGCAUCGUGAUCGCCCAUCAUGUCGACGGAGAAGCGUCGUCGGUCCUCUGGCGCUAUGUACGACCCAGCUCGGGACACCUACACCGUGUCGGACGAGCAGGACCGGGACUACUCGGCGGAGCACGCCCACCGGCCAGGCCGACGUGACGCCCCAGACGAAGCGCGACUCAUUGCCCCAGAAAUAAUAUCGCAGAAGGAGGACCGUGUCACCGUCACCAGUGAUAGAGACGAUCGGGAUACCGUGCUGGACUCUCGGACAGCCAUUGCUCCCCACUCAGUACCUCAGGAAGCUGUCGAAGGCCUCACGGAGUCAGGGAGCUCGACUAUUCCUCCACCUACCAUCUCGCCGGAGCCUGUCGCGGAGCAAAACAGCAUCCAGCGACGGUCGCCCUCACUCUCGACGACGAAAUCUAAAAAACAAGACCAACCGGCCGCGAAACAGACAAUGGAAAAAUCUAGUCUCAGCCCCGGGGUAGCUCAGGAUUUUUCUCAGAAAGAAGCGGCCGAGAAAUCGGCGGCUGCUACGAAGUCCCCAACCGAACGUACAUCGGGAGAAAAUGGCCAUCAGCAGGACGGAUCUCCCAAUAACAAGAAGAGGAAAGUGACAGAGGAUGAUGCGACCGCUGAAAAACCAGCAUCGUCGUCGGAGCGACCGCUAUCAAAGCGUAAGCGCCAGGAAGAGAGACACCAGAAGCUGAGAAGACGCGGUCGGACUCCACCUUCAGUCUACUCCAGACGUGACCGUAGCCCAGCACGAGGCACUCCUGCCGACCAGAACCUCACGGAGACUCCUAGAUCCCCGUCCCCAGUACCGCGUCGGUCACCCACGCCGGAAGCGCAAGCGCGUCAGAGGAAAAGACCAGGUGGUGGUGCUCGCAUGGGCAUUGUGAAUCGAGAGGUUCUAAGGCGCAGGCAAGAGGAGAGAGAGCGAGCUCAAGAGGAGGAAGCUCAAAGGGCAUUACGAGACCGCGGUGUGUCGGAUGUGGUCCGACAACACUACAAUGCCGUCCCUGAACGAGGCAGAGAAUGGAGGAAGACGGACAGCAAGAUCAAGGGUCUGCGAAGCUUCAACAAUUGGAUCAAAAGUACAAUUAUCCAGAAAUUCUCUCCAGAUGAAGAAUUUCUGUCACGGGUAACCGGAACCAAGGAUUGGGCCGAGGAUACUGCUCCCCCUCCAGCGGAAGAGAAGAGACUCUUAGUUGUCGAUCUGGGCUGUGGUAAAGGAGGUGAUCUGGGGAAGUGGCAGCUGGCUCCUCAACCUGUCGAUCUUUACGUUGGCUUGGACCCCGCUGAGAUUUCCAUCCAGCAAGCUCGUGACCGGUACGAAGGCAUGAGAAGCGGCCGAGGACAGCGCGGCCGGAGGAAUGCUGGGCCUAUAUUCCACGCUGAAUUUUAUCCCAAGGAUUGCUUUGGGGAGUGGUUGGGUGAUUUGCGGAUUAUCCAACAGGUCGGUAUCGAUCCCAACGUCGGACCCGGGGGUUCCAUCAUGAGCUCACGUUGGGGCGGCGGCGGUUUUGAUGUAGUUGCUUCCAUGUUCACGAUGCACUACGCUUUCGAGAGCGAGGAGAAGGCGCGGCAGAUGCUUCGAAAUGUGGCCGGCGCUCUCAAGAAAGGAGGACGGUUUCUAGGUGUCGGUCCAAACUCCGAUGUCAUCAGCGCCAGGGUGGCCGAAUUCCACAAGAAACAGAAAGAGCAUGAAGCGGCCAAGAAGGAAAGCACUGAAGCUCCUGAAGACGGUGAAGUCGAGGACUUCCCACAGUAUCCCGAGUGGGGAAAUAGCAUCUAUCGCGUGAAGUUCCCCGGGCCAACUCCUGAAGACGGUGUCUUCCGGCCCCCGUUUGGAUGGAAGUACAGCUAUUUCAUGGAAGAGGCCGUGGAGGAAAUCCCCGAAUAUGUUGUGCCGUGGGAAGCAUUCCGAGCACUCACCGAGGAAUAUAAUCUGGAGCUACAAUACCGUCGACCAUUUUUGGAUAUCUGGAAAGAAGAAAAGGAUGAUCCUGAGUUGGGCCCUCUGAGCGAGCGGAUGGGAGUCCGUGGCCGAGGAGGCGGGCCUUUACUUGUUUCUGACGAAGAACUUGAGGCAGCUAGUAAGUGAUUGCAGGAGGAUCAUUGCAAUCAGAACUAACAUUCAAUAGGUUUCUAUCAUGCUUUUUGCUUCUACAAAGUCUAGGUUCUCACUGCAACAGUGUACGUUGCUUUGUCCCCCUAUUGCCGGACACCCAGUCAUGGCUCUGAUGUUGUAUCUGCAAUUCGAUUGUAUUAUGGUGCCGGGUCUCUGCUGAGAUCUACGUUUUACAGUGCAUCUGGAGCGGUUGUACCAUACAGGGUGAAAGGUGGCCUUCUCUUUAUGGAACUGGUUGUAUUAUAGUAAUGCGUGACUGGGAUGCAUGGUCUCGUCCCAUAUUCAAAAAGUUAAUCAUCCCAUCC